Molecule: messenger RNA, 1572 nt
Organism: Fusarium mangiferae
Lineage: Eukaryota; Fungi; Ascomycota; Sordariomycetes; Hypocreales; Nectriaceae
Exons: 3
Coding region: 1-1572 (523 amino acids)
Source: RefSeq, a predicted model, not a curated record
AUGGAGAAUAAACCCCACCAGUGCCUUACGCUGGACAUGUCCAGAUACUCGAAACUUGACACCGCCCAAGCCGGGCAUUUGCGCCACUUUCACAACCUUGCUUCUCAGAUCGAUGGAGAAUGGCGCCACAUGGGAACUCAGGAGCCUGGACAGGAGUGGCUUGACGCCUACAGGUAUCAAAUUUCGUCCAUGGCAUAUGGCGCCGGUGUCGCGCACUACCAUCGCCUACCUGCACUGAGGAACGUAUUCAAGCCUCUCAUACGACGCCUUAUUCACAAGAUGUUGCGACGCGAGGUAUGGGGCUACUGGUUCAACACAAGCCUUGCAGGAAACAGAACCAAUCCAGAUCGCAAGGUGCUGAGGACGCCGUGGGCAGACCCCAUCGUUCGGGAAAAUAUUAUGUAUAGCGGCCACCUGCUUCUAAUGACCAGCUUGUAUGCCAUGCUCUUCGAUGACAAUGAGUUCGAACAGCCCGACUCUCUUGUUUUUCAUUGGAACCCUCUGUUCUUCGGGCUCGGCGCUGAGACAUUCCGUUACGACAACCGAACAUUACAAGCCGCGAUCCUAGCCGAAAUGGAAAAGAAUGGGUGGAUUGGCGUUUGCUCGAUGCGAUAUAAUGACGUGCGGGACGGAACUAAUACCUCUGAAACUGUCCUUGAGAAAUACAAAAAGGCUUGGGCUGAGAAGAAGAUGGUCGCUCCGAACGGCUUAUACGUUGAUUGGUGGUUUGUAGAGCAAGACAAGACUAAGUCUUCCACUCAGAUCGGUUACACAGCGUGGGCAAAUGCAUUCAUGAAUACAUGGAAUUCGGAUGUGGUCAAGUCUCUGUACGACAAGCAAUCACUGGGUUUCAUCACAGUGAUAGACGGCCAAGUUAGACUCCAUGAUCCAGUUGUCGCUGGUAUUUACCGAGACCUCAUGGAUGAUGCUGACAAAAUUUCUCCUCAUAACGCUGCCAUCCUGGCCCAGGCUCAACGUAUGGCGAAAUCAGUGGCGCCAAUUAAGUUCCCUUAUUCUCAACCCACUUUCGGCUACGUUAUACAGUGGCUAUCGGAAAUGGGAAGGACAGUCGAAUUGCAGGGUCUUCUUGACUUUGCAGAUGCAAAACUGCGACCUACUUGGGAAAACGGAGGGCUGUAUUACCCAAGAAACGAUGCUCGAGUCGAUGAUUCCGGUGAAUGGGCACACAUGGACCGUUUCUCUGGGAAUGCUGGUAUCGGCUAUGCCAGACUCAACGUAUCUGACGGGCAAAAGAAAAUGUGGGACAGACCAUGGACUCGGGAUUUCCUGGCCGUUGAGCCAUGGAUCGACAACCUCGAUCUCUCUCAAGGGGUUGAUUACCUUCGGGGACUUUGGGACAGCGGUGAGAAGGCUCUGAUUGCCACGAUGAAGUCGUGGAAUGGCGACGAAGUGACUGUUGAGCCCAUCGCUCGAAACCUAGAACAAGGGACGUGGGUGGUAUACGUCAACGAUGAGCCUGUUAAAUGCGAUGCAGUUGGGCAGCCUGGUAGUUUGAGUGUGACAGUAACAGUCGGCGCUGAGGAGGUUGAUGUUGUCUUUCGACGAACUUAA